Messenger RNA from Fragaria vesca subsp. vesca, 927 nucleotides. Its product is annotated as putative F-box/kelch-repeat protein At1g12870-like. The transcript has 2 exons. Bases 1 to 927 code for a protein of 308 amino acids. The record is from RefSeq and is a predicted model, not a curated record. Lineage: Eukaryota; Viridiplantae; Streptophyta; Magnoliopsida; Rosales; Rosaceae.
AUGUCGAGCUGCUUUGAUCUCCCUGAAGAUAUUAUAGUCAAGAUUUUGUGCCGGCUGCCGGUUAAGUCCUUGAUCCGGUUCACUUGUGUUUCAAAACGGUGGCGGUCGAUCAUUUCUGAUCCUAAAUUUGGAAAAUCUCACUUCCAACUAGCUUCAAAGCUGAGAACCCUCUGUAGAAAAGUCCUCCUCAUCUCCUACCCUAGUGUCAGAGAGCCAGGUCCGAGGCCCAGUGCUUGUUAUGAUCCAACCACGAAGUUACCCCCUCGAUUUCAAUCCUUGGAUGAUAAGUUUUCAGUAAAAAAAUUUACAUUCCCAUCUGAGGAGCAUGCGGAGAUGAAAAAAAUGGGUUCCUGCAAUGGUUUGCUACUUCUAGGCCAACACUGUUAUAGAAACUUGUCUCUCUGGAACCUAUCAACUGGAUUCUGCCGCAAGAUAUCUAAUCCAUGUUUGCGGUUGCGGUCAAUACAUUCAGCAGAUGGGAAUAGCCUAAAUGAGACUUCAGAUCCAGUUAUCUAUGCGUUUGACUUGGCAACGGAGGAGUUUCGGAGAGUGACAUUGCCGCCUGUUUUGUGGCAAAAUGAAGAAGGCAACAAUCCAACAAAGAUAACAACUGUGGUUCAUUUAGGAGGAUAUCUUUGCAUCUGGUCUCGAAAGCGUUUUUGUCCCAGGAAAAAUGAAGUUUGGGCGAUGACAGUGCAUGGGGUGCGUGAAUCAUACGAUACAGGGGAUUUGUGUUUCAUUACAGAAAGCGGUACAAUGGUGAUUAAACUGCUUAAGGAGUUGUUUUGGAUUGAAUGCCGUAAUGAAGAGAAGCCAAUCUGUAGUGGACGGUACAGGCUCGAGGAGGUAUAUCCCGGGGUGCCCGGGUGUUCAUUUUAUUUUGACGCGACUGGAUAUGAUGAAACUCUAGUAUCUGUAGCUGAAUGA